Molecule: messenger RNA, 1530 nt
Organism: Egretta garzetta (little egret)
Lineage: Eukaryota; Metazoa; Chordata; Aves; Pelecaniformes; Ardeidae
Gene: CD79B
Product: CD79b molecule
Exons: 6
Coding region: 77-754 (225 amino acids)
Biological process (GO): B cell differentiation; B cell receptor signaling pathway
Cellular component (GO): external side of plasma membrane; B cell receptor complex
Source: RefSeq, a predicted model, not a curated record
CUGGUCGGAGCAGCCGCCGUGUUUUGCAGAAGCGAGGGCCGGCGACUGGAUGUCUCCUUGCUGUUUGCAGUGAAAGAUGGCCGAUCUUUGCAGGAGGCUCUGGGUGCUCCAGGCGAACCUCUGGCUGAUUGCUCUGGUCACAGGUGGGAUCUCAGCAGACAACAGCACCAGGAACAGCACAGGCGGCAGAUGCCCCAUGGUGCUGCAGCAGCCGCGCUACCAGGCAGCCAAGGUGGGCACGGUUGUCCACUUCAUCUGCUACUCCCCGGAGCCCCAUAGCAUGCAGUGGUACAAAACAGCAGAGGACAGCGAUGACCUCCAUGAGCUGGAUCACAGCAUCUCCCGCUACAGCAUCGAGUGGAAAGACAAAUCCAUCAAUUUCACCAUCUUCAGGAUCACCUACAAGGACAACGGCAUCUAUGUGUGCGACAGCAAGAACCUCACAGGGGGGAAGAAGCAGCCGCACGUGUGCGGGACAGAGCUCAGGGUGCUGGGUCACAGUAACAUCCAGCAGAUCCAGAGCAGGAACACCCUGAAAGAUGCCAUCAUCAUCAUCCAGUCCAUCCUGCUUGUCAUCUUCAUCAGCGUCCCCAUGCUCCUCUUCCUAGAUAAAGGUGAAGGCAAGGAAAGCCCGGAGGAGGACCACACCUAUGAGGGCCUGGAGGUGGAGCAGAUGGCCACCUACGAGGACAUCACUCCUUUCCGGGACGUGAAGGCCAAGUGGACAGUUGGGGAGCACCCGGGUGAAGAGUGAAGGGUCCUGCGCCCACCGCCAGGCCAGCACCAGCGGCACAGCUCCCUGCCAGCACCCUGCCAGCACCCGUGGGGACGGGCCCCUGGCUCCUGCCCUGGACCACGGCUCUGACAGGCGCCUGGAUCCCAGGCUGCGAUCCUGGACUGCAAGCCACCUCCAGCAGCCCUGCAUGGAGCUCGGGUCCUGCUGCCUUUGGGUGCUGGCUUUGCCACGUCCAGGCUGUGCCCACCAAGGCUGCCCUGCCCUGGCUGUCACUCCUACCGCCCCGCUGAUGAACCCCUAGAGCCUAUGUAGAAAUUAGGAGCCAACCGCAGUCCCCCCCAUCCCCGGUAGCAAACUGUCCCCAAACCCUGGGCAGCCCCACACCACGGCACUGAGCUCCUGCACGGUUAAUGCAAUGGCAGCACCAGGGCGGGUGGUGGGUCUCCUCCAGCCCCACCUGGGAUGGAAAGGAGCAGUUAUGAUCACUCUCCAUGCUGCAAGGACCAUCCUGGGCUGUGAGACCCUCGAGCAGAGGAGCUGAGCUGAGCAGCGCCAUGUGGGUGCUACAUGAAGCGGAUUUUGGGCCACCAUUUACCUCUCAAGCCAUGGACACAUCCAGCAGACCACGCUGGCAGUUGUCGGAGAUGGAGGAUCCUCCAAAAGCACCUCUUUCUCCCCAAAGACUACAGGAAGAGUUGGGGAGACAGCUCUCACCCAGACGGUCUUGCACAAGGCUUGCUCCUCUCCAGGCAAGAGCUGUCACAAGGACGUCCCCUUAGUGAGGGACACAUGCG